AUGGCCAAAAAGAGCUGGGGCACGAGCGACAAGGUGCAGGAGGCCAGGGAGCGCAAGAACAGCUCCAAGAAGGAGGCAGCUGAGGCAGAGGCCAAGCAGAAGGAGGAGGCGUACUGGAGCCAGCAUGCCAACCCCAAGGGAAGAAAGGACGCCAAGCGCGAGGAGCAGGUGACUGAGGACGCGUACGCGGCAGCAGUGGAGGUGGAGAACACAAACGUCCAGGAGGGGAACGGCGUGAAUGCACGGGGCCUGGAUCAGGCGCUGGAGCAACUGGGGAUUGCCGAGAAGGCACAGGAUAUGCACCCUGAGAGGCGGGCCAAGGCUGCAUGGGAGGCCUACUACGAGGAGCAGCUGGCUGUGCUCAAGGAGGACAAGCCGGGCCUGAGGCUCAUGCAGUACAAGAGCAUGAUAUUCGAGAACUGGCAGCGCAGCCCGCUCAACCCCCGCAACCAGGCUGUCUCCAAGAAAUAG
Auxenochlorella protothecoides is the source of this 471-nucleotide messenger RNA. Its product is annotated as Coiled-coil domain-containing protein 124. Gene Ontology annotation, biological process: transcription by RNA polymerase II. NCBI's taxonomy places the organism in Eukaryota, Viridiplantae, Chlorophyta, Trebouxiophyceae, Chlorellales, Chlorellaceae. The coding region runs from base 1 to 471 and encodes 156 amino acids. Gene Ontology annotation, molecular function: transcription coactivator activity. The transcript has 3 exons. The record is from RefSeq and is a predicted model, not a curated record. Gene Ontology annotation, cellular component: nucleus.